Molecule: messenger RNA, 1452 nt
Organism: Glarea lozoyensis ATCC 20868
Lineage: Eukaryota; Fungi; Ascomycota; Leotiomycetes; Helotiales; Helotiaceae
Product: Class II aaRS and biotin synthetase
Exons: 5
Coding region: 1-1452 (483 amino acids)
Biological process (GO): seryl-tRNA aminoacylation
Cellular component (GO): cytosol
Molecular function (GO): serine-tRNA ligase activity; ATP binding; tRNA binding
Source: RefSeq, a predicted model, not a curated record
AUGCUCGAUAUAUUUGAUUUCAUCGUUGAGAAGGGUGGGAAUCCUGAGCUGAUCAAGGAGUCACAAAGACGUCGCAAUGCUCCAGUAGAGGCGGUAGACGAAGUAAUUGCUUUGUACGAGGAUCACCGAAGAACACAAUACUCGGUUUCCCAGAUGAAUACGAGGAUCAAUGAUACCCAGAAACAAAUCGGCGCAAGGAAAAAGGCAAAGGAGGAUGCUGCUGAUUUGGUGGCACAAAAAGCCGAGCUAGAGAAGGAAAAGAAAGCCAUUAGCGAAUCUGCUGCCGAGAAAGAUCUACUUCUGAAGAAGAAACUGAAGACGAUUGGAAAUUUUGUACAUGAUUCAGUGCCAGUAGAGAAUAACGAGGAUUUCAAUGCUCUCCAGAGAGACUGGGCGCCAGAGGGUGUAAAGGUCGAAAAGCGAGAAUGCCUCUCACAUCAUGAAGUCCUCUCAAGAUUAGAUGGUUACGAUCCUGUACGCGGCGCAAAAGUCGUUGGACAUCGCGGUUACUUCCUGAAGAAAUGGGGUGUCUUCUUGAACCAGGCUUUAAUAAACUAUGGAUUGGAGUUCUUAGAUUCAAAGGGAUAUACACCAUUGCAAACUCCACAGUUUAUGUUGAAGGAAUAUAUGGCGAAAACGGCACAACUGGAACAAUUCGAUGAGGAGCUGUACAAAGUUAUUGAUGGGGAGCCGCAGAAUGACAAGUAUCUUAUUGCUACUUCUGAACAGCCAAUUUCUGCGUUUCACGCAGAUGAGUGGUUGGUCGCGAAGGAUUUACCAAUUAGAUAUGCCGGGUUCUCUUCCUGUUAUAGACGUGAGGCUGGCUCUGCUGGCAAAGAUGCUUGGGGUAUUUUCCGAGUGCAUCAGUUUGAGAAGAUUGAGCAGUUUGUCUUGACUGAUCCGGAGAAGUCAUGGGAAGCUUUCGACGAGAUGAUCAACUAUUCAGAAGAAUUCUAUAAAUCUUUGGGUGUUCCAUAUCGCGUUGUCGCUAUUGUGUCUGGAGCUCUGAACAAUGCCGCGGCAAAGAAAUAUGAUCUCGAGGCUUGGUUUCCAUUCCAGGGAGAGUACAAGGAGUUGGUGUCUUGUUCUAACUGCACAGAUUACCAGUCAAGAGCUCUUGAGAUUCGAUUUGGGGCCAAGCUACAGACUGAGAUUAGGAAGAAAUACGUACAUGCUCUCAACUCAACUCUAUGCGCGACCGAGAGAGCUCUGUGCUGCUUAUUGGAGAACUUCCAGACAGAGGAUGGAUUCAAAGUACCAGAACCUCUUCGAAAGUAUCUUCCGGGAGCAGUUGACUUCAUUCCAUUCACGAAAGAGCUGCCAAAGAACUCUACUUCUGCGACGUGGGGAAAGGAGGAUCAAGGCAAGUCAAAGAAGGCGAAGAAAGCACCUGCGGCUGCAACGACGGGUGCGUCCGAGGCUGCAGAUAAGAUCAAAGAAUUGGCCGUAUAA